Molecule: messenger RNA, 7113 nt
Organism: Nerophis lumbriciformis (worm pipefish)
Lineage: Eukaryota; Metazoa; Chordata; Actinopteri; Syngnathiformes; Syngnathidae
Source: RefSeq, a predicted model, not a curated record
GCCACAAAUGGGAAACACUCAAGUAGAGGUUGAGCUACAGUUCAACAAUUCCGUAUCGACUGAUCAAAUUCCAGAAGCUGAUGUAGUGGUAGACACAUUGGUACAGGCUGUGAAUAGUCCCAACAACACUUUCAAUCUUACUUUGGAUUCAGACUCAAUAGCAGUCGUUCAGCCAGAAACAACUACCCGUGUAUCCACAACUCAAGGGCCAACAACCAUCCUGGUACCACCAACGAAUGGACCAACUAACAGUACACCAACGACCACUCAUGGACCAACAACUGCAGUCACUUCAGUUCCAUCGCCAGUUGUGUCUAUUGAAGCAACUAUUGAGGAACCUUUUGUUCAAGAAUUGAAUGAUCCCAACAGUGAACAAUACCAAACUCUUCAAACACAAGUGAUAUCAAUGUGUGACUUCAUUUUCUUUGAAACGUUUGGAGGUAUUUUCAUCAGAACCAUUGUUAUUGGAUUCAGGCCACAAAUGGGAAACACUCAAGUAGAGGUGCAGCUACAGUUCAACAAUUCCGUAUCGACUGAUGAAAUUCCAGAAGUUGAUGUGGUGGUAGACACAUUGGUACAGGCUGUAAAUAGUCCCAACAACACUUUCAAUCUUACUUUGGAUUCAGACUCAAUAGCAGUCAUUCGAGCUGAUGUGGUGGUAGACACAUUGGCACAGGCUGUAAAUAGUCCCAACAACACUUUCAACCUCACUUUGGAUUCAGACUCAAUAGCAGUCAUUCAACCAGAAACAACUACCCGUGUAUCCACAACUCAAGGGCCAACAACCAUCCUGGUACCACCAACGAAUGGACCAACUAACAGUACACCAACGGCCACUCAAGGAUCAACAACUGCAGUCACUUCAGUUCCAUCACCAGUUGUGUCUAUUGAAGCAACUGUUGAGGAACCUUUUGUUCCAGAAUUUAAUGAUCCCAACAGUGAACAAUACCAAACUCUUCAAACACAAGUGAUAUCAAUGUGUGACUUCAUUUUCUUUGAAACGUUUGGAAGUAUUUUCAUCGGAACCAUUGUUAUUGGAUUCAGGCCACAAAUGGGAAACACUCAAGUAGAGGUGCUGCUACAGUUCAACAAUUCCGUAUCGACUGAUCAAAUUCCAGAAGCUGUAGUGGUGGUAGACACAUUGGUACAGGCUGUAAAUAGUCCCAACAACACUUUCAACCUCACUUUGGAUUCAGACUCAAUAGCAGUCAUUCAACCAGAAACAACUACCCGUGUAUCCACAACUCAAGGGCCAACAACCAUCCUGGUACCACCAACGAAUGGACCAACUAACAGUACACCAACGACCACUCAUGGACCAACAACUGCAGUCACUUCAGUUCCAUCACCAGUUGUGUCUAUUGAAGCAACUAUUGAGGAACCUUUUGUUCCAGAAGUUAAUGAUCCCAACAGUGAACAAUACCAAACUCUUCAAACACAAGUGAUAUCAAUGUGUGACUUCAUUUUCUUUGAAACGUUUGGAAGUAUUUUCAUCGGAACCAUUGUUAUUGGAUUCAGGCCACAAAUGGGAAACACUCAAGUGGAGGUGCAGCUACAGUUCAACAAUUCCGUAUCGACUGAUCAAAUUCCAGGAGCUGAUGUGGUGGUAGAAACAUUGGUACAGGCUGUAAAUAGUCCCAACAACACUUUCAACCUCACUUUGGAUUCAGACUCAAUAGCAGUCAUUCAACCAGAAACAACUACCCGUGUAUCCACAACUCAAGGGCCAACAACCAUCCUGGUACCACCAACGAAUGGACCAACAAACAGUACACCAACGACCACUCAUGGACCAACAACUGCAGUCACUUCAGUUCCAUCACCAGUUGUGUCUAUUGAAGCAACUGUUGAGGAACCUUUUGUUCAAGAAUUUAAUGAUCCCAACAGUGAACAAUACCAAACUCUUCAAACACAAGUGAUAUCAAUGUGUGACUUCAUUUUCUUUGAGACGUUUGGAAGUAUUUUCAUCAGAACCAUUGUUAUUGGAUUCAGGCCACAAAUGGGAAACACUCAAGUAGAGGUGCAGCUACAGUUCAACAAUUCCGUAUCGACUGAUCAAAUUCCAGAAGCUGAUGUGGUGGUAGACACAUUGGUACAGGCUGUAAAUAGUCCCAACAACACUUUCAAUCUUACUUUGGAUUCAGACUCAAUAAAAGUCAUUCAACCAGAAACAACAACCCGUGUAUCCACAACUCAAGGGCCAACAACCAUCCUGGUACCACCAACGAAUGGACCAACAAACAGUACACCAAUGACCACUCAUGGACCAACAACUGCAGUCACUUCAGUUCCAUCACCAGUUGUGUCUAUUGAAGCAACUGUUGAAGAACCCUUUGUUCAAGAAUUUAAUGAUCCCAACAGUGAACAAUACCAAACUCUUCAAACACAAGUUAUAUCAAUGUGUGACUUCAUUUUCUUUGAAACGUUUGGAAGUAUUUUCAUCAGAACCAUUGUUAUUGGAUUCAGGCCACAAAAGGGAAACACUCAAGUAGAGGUGGAGCUACAGUUCAACAAUUCUGUAUCGACUGAUCAAAUUCCAGAAGCUGAUGUGGUGGUAGACACAUUGGUACAGGCUUUGAAUAGUCCCAACAACACUUUUAACCUCACUUUGGAUUCAGACUCAAUAGCAGUCGUUCAACCAGAAUCAACUACCCCUGGAUCCACAACUCAAGGGCCAACAACAACCCUGGUGCCAACAGUUAAUGGACCAACAACCACCCUGGUAUCAACAACUAAUGGACCAACAUUCACCACAUCACAUGGGCAACAAACUACCAUGGUACCAACAACUAAUGGACCAACAAACAUCCAGUCAACAACAACUCAUGGACCAAUUAUCACCCUGGUACCAACAACUCAUCGGCAAACAGCUACCCAUGUACCGACAACUCAGGGACCCACAACCACCCUGAUAUCAACUACUCGUGGACCAACAACAGCCCUGGUGCCAACAGCUCAUGGGCAAACAUUCACUCAGGUCUCCACAACAAAUGGGCAACAAACCACCCUGGUACCAACAACUCAUGGACCAUUAACCACCCUGGUACCAACAACUACUGGACCAACAGCCACCCAUGUACCAGGAACUCAGGGACCAACAACCACCCUGGUACCAACAAGUCAUGAACCAACAACCACACAGGUAUCCACAACUCAGGGGCAAACAACCACCCUGGUACCAACAACACUCUUAGUACCAACAACUAAUGGACCAACAACAACUCUGUUAACAAUUAAUGGGCAAACAGCCACCCAGAUACCAACAACUAAUAGACCAACAACCACACAGUUAACAACAACUCAUGGACCAACAACCACCAUGGUAUCAACAACUAAUGGACCAACAUUCACCCAGGUCCCCACAUCAAAUGGGCAACAAAUCACCCUGGUACCAACAAUUCAUGGACCAUUAACCACCCCGGUACCAACAACUAAUGGACCAACAGCCACCAAUGUACCAACAACUCAUGAACCAACAACCACCCUAGUACCAACAAGUCAUGAACCAACAACCACCCAGGUACAAACAACUCAUGGGCAAACAACCACCUUGGAACCAAUAACUCAAGGGCCAACAACCACCCAGGUUUCCACAACUCACGGGCCAACAACUACACAGGUACCCACAAAUCAUAGGACAACAACCACCCAGGUUUCUAUAACUAAUGGACAAACAACAACCCUGGUACCAACAACUAAUGGACCAACAACAACUCUGUUAACAAUUAAUGGGCAAACAGCCACCCAGAUACCAACAACUAAUGGACCAACAAUCUUCCAGUUAACAACAACUCAUGGACCAACAACCACCAUGGUGUCAACAACUAAUGGACCAACUUUCACCCAGGUCUCCACAACAAAUGGGCAACAAACCACCCUGGUACCAACAAUUAAUGGACCAUUAACCACCCCGGUACCAACAACUAAUGGACCAACCGCCACCCAUGUACCAACAACUCAUGGACCAACAACCACCUUGGUACCAACAACUCAUGGACCAACAACACUCCUGGUACCAACAACUCAUGGGCAAACAACCACUUUGGAACCAAUAACUCAAGGGCCAACAACCACCCAGGUUUCCACAACUCACGGGCCAACAACUACACAGGUAACCACAACUCAUAGGCCAACAACCAUUCAGGUAUCCACAACUAAUGGACAAACAACCACCGAGUUAACAACAACUCAUGGACCAAUAACCACCCUGGUAUCAACAAUGAAUGGACCAACAUUCAACCAGGUCUCCCCAACUCAGGGCCAAACAACCACCCUGGUACCAACAACUCAUGAGCAAACAACCACCCUGGUACCAACAACACUCCUGGUACCAACAACUCAUGGGCAAAUAACCACCUUGGAACCAAUCACCCACACAACCACAACUCAUGGACCCACCACCUCCCAGACCCCCACGACGCAUGAGCCAACAACUACCCAUGGGCCAACCACCAUCCAGGUGCCUGCAACUAAUGGACCAACAACAAUCCAUGCACCAACAACAAUGCAUGGGCCCACACCAACUACUCUGACACCAAUGACUUCUGUAACCACUGCUGCAGCCACUUCUUCACAACCUGUUGUCAUUCUUUCUGCAACUUUGGAGGUAGUUUUUACGGAAGAUUUCAACAAUAUUACUAGUGUGCAGUACAGAGAUCUUGAAACACAAGUUGUCUCUGCGUGCAACAUGAUCUACAGGGAGAGAUUUGGUCUAAUCUUCCUCCGCACCUUCGUCAUCAGAAUUAUCCGUGCGGUCGUCAUCACGCGAAUGGACAACACGCAAGUGGACGUGGGACUCGAGUUCAGAGACAUUGAGUCAACCCCACAGAACGACGACGUUGUUACCACCUUGGAGGAAACGCUGAGGCAACCCAACAACUCGUUAAACAUCAGCAUCGUUCAGGACUCCAUUAAAGUCAUACAAUCCCCAAAUAGAGCAAAUUCAACGACGGCAAAACCUUCUUCCACCACCAAAAAGACAACGAUGACGCCAGUGCAGCUAACAACGCGGACGUUAAGGUUUACGUCUGACGAGACGUUUACCAGUGACUUGCUCAAUCAGUCGUCAGCUGCAUUUGUUGACCGAGCGAGGAUAAUCAAGACGACGCUUGAGCCUUUCUACAGCAGGGCCUUCUCAUCGUUCAACUCUUUGACAGCAACGUCAUUUAGUAAUGGCUCAAUCAUCAACAACAUGGACCUGAGGUUCACUUCGGGGUCGGUGCCCAACAACACCGCCAUUGGGAAUGUUUUGAUUGCCGCUGCGCCGAACAUCACGGCGUUCAACGUAAACACCACGUCCAUUUUUGUGAACGGCAUGCAAGUUUCAAGCGGAGCGAGCCACUUGACGAGCAUCAUCGGCGCAUCCUGCCUUGGGCUGUUGUCAUGGUUACUGUCCUGCCAGCACUAGCAUCAACCCCAGUGUAUUAUUUUAAUAUAUAGAUCGAUCGGUAAUAUAUAUUUUCAUUGCAUUUAGCGUUUCAGAAUCAAACAAUGGUGACAAUAAUCCAAAAUAGGCAAGUAUUGAGGUUUGUUUGGGUAGCUAAUAAGAUAUUAAGUGAAGAUGUGUAUUCCUGCAACGCAAUAUCACAUUACUGGCUGUGCUGUACAACAAUGUAAUGGGUAAACAAAUACACAAAUCACACUAUAUUUGCUCGUAUUUGCAAUUACUUUAAUUCCCAAAUGGUUUUUUUAAAUAUGACAAAGUAUAUUGCUCAUAACAUCCUGAAUGAAAAUUGCUUCUCUGUGCAAAAAACUAUUAAAAAACUUAAACGCAUGAUUCAUCAUUUUCUUUUUUGUAUAAAUAACACAAAAAAAAUCAGUUUCUUUCCCAACAUGUUUUAUACUUAACAUAUAAUAGAGGUCUAUUAGCAAAACACAUGGGGCCAAAAGUUUAAGUACAAAAAUAUUAAAUAAACAAGUAUUAGUUAUGCUCACAAUACUAGGUGUGCCAACAAUCAAAAUAUUUGCUACCCUCAAAAUAUUAGAUACAUAAAAAACAUUAGGUACAAAUGAGUCCAUUAUAUUAUGCGCGACAGCUCCCCCAAAAAUAAGGUAUAACUGACGUCAAAAUAUUAUCUAUGCCCAAAAUAUUAGAUUCUGGGUUUUUGUUUUUUUUAGCUAGACCUAAGGCCAAAAUAUUUGGGCCUAAAUAUAAGAUGCAGCAGAGGCCAACAUAUUAGGUACACCUAGACCAGUGGUUCUCAAACUUUUUUCACCAAGUACCCUCUCAGAAAAAAAACUUGGCUUUUCAAGAACCACCAUAAUGACCAACAUUAAAACGCACUAGUGUGGUAGGCAUAAGUAUUCAUUAACAACAAGGCAGCGGUUUUAUUUGACAAGUACAUUUAAUAUUUUUGGCUAUUGUAACAUUGCACACAGUUUGAACGGUAACAAUGUGUUCUAAUAUACUGUAUUAAAACACUGUACUUUAAUACGUACCACUAUAUGGAGCCCGCGUACCACUAGAGAAUCACUGACUUUGAAUACUAGGUGUAUAUGAGGCAAUAUAUGAGUUACUCUAAAAAUACACAUUUGGCCAAUAAUUGUCCAUUACUGUAAUUAAAAAGAACACGACCGGGAGGUCACUCUGACUGCUAGUGGCUUUGGUACUCACUUCCGCCUGGACCGAUGCACAGAGGAAACAUUGAUGAGCAAAUAUCGGUUUGUUCGCCGUCUGGUUGUACGUCAAUAAACGCUAUUGCAGCUCUGUGACUGUGAGAGGUUGUGCAUCCCUGUUCAGUAGUUUCCUCAACUUGUUAUCACCUCUGUUUAUACUCAUCCAAAGGUAAACUCUGCACUGGCCUCCAGGACCGCCCAUGAUGACGUAGUGCGGAAAUUACAGUCCAUCUCACUAGAUGUGCCACACUUGACCACGUCUCUCGAAAAAACACUCAAAACAUCUAACAGUAUGUCACCUGCCCAACCAGACAGAAAAAAACACUUGAUCUAUAUUAUGGGUCAGUAAAGAAUGUAUAUAAAGCUCUAUCACAGGUUUGUGUCAAACGUACGGCCCGCAAACAGGUUUUAUCCGGCCCGCGGGAUGAGUUUGCUAGGUAUAAAAAUUAACCUGAAAUGUUUUAAUGAAAGAAACAGCUGUUCUAAAUGUGUCCACUG